AUGAAACUUCUCAUAUCUCUUCUCUCUUGCUUUCUUUCAAGUUAUGCAGUUGUAGUUAUCCACGAAGGAGGUUCAUGUGGAACCAAUUCGGUUCCUUAUAAAAUGGUUGUAGAUGCUGAAGGAAAACCAGGUAACCCUAUUAAUUCAUAUAAAAUUAUUUUUAAACAAUUAGAGUGAAGCAUGUUUAGUUUUGACUUUAAACCACAUUGAGAACAAAUUUUUCGCAAGAAUCAGGAAACCUUUUUCUCUGGACUCCCAAAACUUUAUUCGAAACUCUGAAAAUUAUUCCAGAGAUUCUUUGUGAUGCGCCAACUUGCUUGGGUGUAGAUUAUUCCGCCAAUGGACAACGUGAUCGAAAAGAGAAACUUUUGUCUGUCGUAAGUUUUUGUUGGUUUUUGAACUUUUCGGACAUUCGUAAUCCCCUUCCGUUCCGUUUUUAACUAGUUUCAUCCAUCUGUAUGUCGAAAAAAGUGCUUGCAAUUAAUAUGACAAUUAAUGUAUAUAGUUUGACCAACGGUUAUAUUUCAUUUGUCAUAUGCAUAAUUGACGAUUUUUCAGAGUUGUGAUCCAUUCAAAGAAGUUGUCUGUGUAGAUGAAUUGCAAUGGACAGGUGGAUUAUUAGAAGUCAAUAACGGAACUCAUCGUACACUCAAAACCGAAUGCUGUUCAUAUGAUGGAAUGUCAAAUGCUCAAACAAUCAAAAGUAUUUUCCUUGGACCCGGUGAUGUUUAUGAAGGUGGAAUGGUUGAAAAAGAGGGUGAAGCUGGAGGAUUUGAUUUGAUCAAGGAAAUCAGAAAAACUGUUAACGCUGAAAAUCAGUAUGUUUUUCUCUUCCUUUCUUCUUCUGCAAACUUCUAUCAUAAUAUAUUUGUUUUUAGAGUGCAAUACAUCGUCGCAGUUUACCGUUUGCCUUGUAAUCUUAUUCCUGAUUCUGCUGAAGCCCUUCCUGUUGUUUCUCGAAACCGCAGACGACUCCGUGAUCGUCUUGGAAAUUUUGAUGAUGCUUACAGAAGUUAUGCAGUUAAUUAUGGGCGUAGACCAUUCACUGCUAGACGCAGGGCAAUGUUGAAACGUAUGGAAGAUUAUUAUGAUUAUGAUUAUGAGCCAUCACAAUUCAGAAGACCUUUGAGAAGGUAUUUUUUUAUUUUUCUAUGUAUCUCACGCUUCCAUUUCAAAAAUAUUUUCAGAAGUCGUUUGCCUUACGCGGAAAACAGUUUAUGGCCAGUGCAGUACAACAGCAAACCAAAAGCAUUCAGUGAUAGCACAUAUCAAGAAAACACAGCACCUCUCACAACAAUCACCGAUGGCAGCGCCUCUGCAGGAAAUUCUUAUGCUGAAACAGCAUCUGUUGAAGUGGGACCAGUUCCACCAGCUACACAAUAUCUUGAAUCUCAAAACGUUGCGCCAGUCAACACUUAUCAAACUCAACCUGUGCCACCACCUGUUGACACCUAUCAAACUCCUUUAGCUCAACCAAGUUAUAACAGUUAUCCGGCGUAUAACGCAUAUCCAACAGCUAAUCAAUAUUCUGGUUAUCCAGCUCAACAAUAUUCAGCGGUUGCUCAGCCAGCGGCUCAAUCUUCGUAUUCUUAUCAAUCGCCAUAUCAAUAUAGUUAUGCGCAACCAAAUUUGAAUUCUGUGUUUGCCAGAACUCCAUUCCAAUGUUUUUCAGGAGAUAUGGAGGUAUUUACGAAUUUUUGAAUUUCUCAUUUUGUAACUGUGUUAUUUAGGUCCAAACGGAAGAUGGUACCAAAUUAAUGAGAGAUUUGAAAGUCGGUGAUAAAGUUUUGAGUCUCGAUGGAAAUAUGUUGACAUACUUGCCUAUUGUGAUGUUCUUGCAUAAACGACACGACGAAGAAGCUGAAUUUAAUGUGAUUGAAACUGAAUUUGGACAUUCGAUCAAACUCACUGAUAAUCAUUUGAUUUAUAUUUCAAACUGUGCUGGCAGUAAUAAUUUGAGACUUGCUGCCGCCAAAGAUGUUACUGUUGAUGAUUGUGUUCACGUUAUGAAUGACAAAGAAGUUUUGGUGAAAAGAAGAGUUCACAAAAUUACUCGAGUUUUUGGAACUGGAAUUUAUUCCCCACUCACUACAACUGGAGAUAUUGUUGUGAAUCGAGUGUUAUCAUCAUGUCACUCGAAUCUUGCUGUCAAAGCUCUUCAACAAACAUUCUUCUCGGUUUAUAAAACGACCACAAAUAUGGUUAGCCGUUUCUUCACAUCAUCUGAAGAAGGACAUCUUCCAUAUGGAGUUGAGACAUUGACAUCUGUUCUAGAUAUGUUCAUUCCACAAAGUUUUGUUUGA
Molecule: messenger RNA, 2303 nt
Organism: Caenorhabditis angaria
Lineage: Eukaryota; Metazoa; Nematoda; Chromadorea; Rhabditida; Rhabditidae
Source: the annotation of a GenBank genome assembly